UGAUUUCAAGCAGCGGGUCAGUUUAGUAGCGAGAAACUCGUCCCACGAGAGAGAACCGUCCGUGUGUUCCGUAGUGUCGUGUUACGUGAAACUUCAAUGCGUCGCCGCCGUUCCUCUUUAACUGCUGCUUCUGGUUACUAGUAUCGUCAUUAGUAGUGUGUAGUGUGUUAUUUGCUGUUUUUGUGUUCCCGGGUGUCCUUCGGGAAGUGGAAUCGCCCCUUUCUAUCAGUGUACUGAUCGGAAUCUUUUGAUUCCUGCUGAUGGUCGAUCUUUCUCGAUCCCACAAUCCUCUUCCAGCCAGCUAGCCGUGGCGUCAGUUGUGCGAAUAGGUCGUGGUGCACCCUCAUACAUCAAGAAGAAAUAACGCAACGUUGCAGCACGAGUUGGUUGACUGCUACCGCUGGUGAUAUUCAACAAGUGUGAACCCGGGUGAGGCCAAAGUUGACAACGUCCAUAGUCUCUCGGGGGGGAACUUCAGGAAUUUGGUCCUCUGAAGGUGCAAAACAGGGCGUUUCAAAGGUUCUUCGAACGAAGGGAAGGUUCAGCAGAAGAGAAAAGCGAGUGAAAUUUUCAGUGCGUCUAGUGUCUGCUGCUGGAGUAAGUAGCUGAGUGUGAUUUGAAGAAAACGAAGAAGAAGAAUCAAAAGCAGAGUAAUAGGUGCUCUAGAGGUGAAAGAAGCCGAUCAAGUGGUGGUGAAUCAAAAUGGGUUGUGCAGUGAGUAGAGAUAAGGAAGCCAUCGAGCGGUCAAAAAACAUUGACCGAGCGCUGCGUGCCGAUGGAGAACGGGCUGCGAGCGAAGUCAAGCUGCUUCUUCUGGGUGCCGGUGAAUCUGGCAAAUCGACAAUCGUCAAACAGAUGAAAAUUAUCCACGAAACCGGCUACUCACAGGAAGAAUGCGAACAGUAUCGGCCAGUAGUUUACAGCAACACAAUUCAAAGCCUGAUGGCCAUCAUCCGGGCGAUGGGCCAACUCCGGAUCGAUUUUGCCGAUCCCAGCAAGACAGACAUCGCCCGCCAGUUUUUCACAUACGCCUCGGCCACCGAGGAAGGCGAACUGACGCCGGAGCUGGUCUCGCUAAUGAAGAAACUGUGGACCGAUCCGGGCGUGCAGCUUUGCUUUUCCCGAUCCCGGGAGUACCAGCUCAACGAUUCCGCCGCCUACUACCUGAACUCGCUGGACCGGAUCUCCCAGCACAGCUACAUUCCCACCCAGCAGGACGUGCUUCGGACACGGGUCAAAACGACCGGCAUCGUCGAGACGCACUUCAGCUUCAAAGGCAUUCACUUCAAAAUGUUCGAUGUGGGAGGCCAACGUUCGGAACGGAAGAAAUGGAUACACUGCUUCGAAGGUGUAACGGCAAUUAUUUUCUGCGUAGCGCUUUCCGGAUACGAUCUGGUGCUGGCAGAGGACGAAGAGAUGAAUCGGAUGAUUGAAUCGAUGAAGCUGUUCGAUUCGAUAUGCAACUCCAAGUGGUUCGUCGAUACCUCCAUCAUACUGUUCCUCAACAAGAAGGAUCUGUUCGAGGAGAAAAUCAACCGAUCCCCGCUGACCAUCUGCUUCCCGGAGUACAGUGGUUCCAACACGUACGAAGAGGCCUCCAGCUACAUCCGGAUGAAGUUCGAGAAUCUGAACAAGCGAAAAGAUCAGAAGGAGAUCUACACCCACCUAACGUGCGCCACCGACACCAGCAACAUCCAGUUUGUGUUCGACGCCGUAUCGGACGUCAUCAUCAAAAACAACCUCAAGGACUGCGGUCUAUUCUAAACAGAUAAAGAAGAUCGGAGGAAAGUUUCAGAGCGGAAGGCUGCAACAAACAACUACAACAAGAAUCGAAACCGAAGUUCAAUCACGCACACAGAAUACCGGGCAACUCAAAACCAAAUUUCCCAAAUCAUGAAAACAUCAUUUAGUAUGCAUAAUAAUAAUGUAUCCUGUUAAAGGAAGUGUGUGGUCACGUAAAAAGUCCAAGUCACAUACAAUUGCAAGGUGUCUGUUUUUCUCAGUGUUGUGAAUGCGCCUGCCAGGUAGGCAACCUACCAAACAGCUUCCGCCAAAAAACGAUUUAAUGCAAGCGAAGUAAAAAAAACUUGGACGAGCUAGCAAACUACAUAGCUGCUGCAAGAAGAAGAGAGUAUUGUAAAUCCGUGAGGUUUUUGCUAUUGUUGUUGUUAAAUUGCGAUCGAGCUUUCAACGUAAAUGAAAUCAGUAGGAGCUAGUUGACUAUAAGAAGCGAACUAAAAAAAAUGGAUAAAACUGUUAAUGAGAGUUAUGCUCUAAACAGUGAGAAAACAACGAGAUUGUGUCGUCUGCCAAAAUAAGAAAACUACUACUUCCGAGUCGCGCACUAACUUCCUAUAAUCCUAAAAACAGGCACAAAUCAUAACUGAAAACUUCAAAUCCAACGGACAAGUUUCGAACGCACAGUGGCGUGUUCUGAAAAGUUAGAGCUUGAGCUUGAGCUUGAGCUUGGAUAAACCGUACAUUUCAGUAGUUGCUACUCCGUGAUUGACAAGAACCAUCAAAAUUGCACAUAGAUCCAAAUAAAUGGGGCUUGGGAUUAGCUUACCAUUUUCUGUGUGCACGUUUCGAAGGUUCCUUAUCUUAUAUGGUCAAUAACGGCGCCGGCCACGUCCUUACGGUUCAUCGGGGAAAGGGAAGGAUUGUUAGUUCGACUUCCGUUGCUACUAGAGACCGAAUACACCUCUAAAUCUCCACGGUCGUCACAGGAAGGGUGGUUUGUUAGUGAGUAAGGUAAAUAAGAUCUGGAUUCCCUUUGGGAAGGGAUGUGAUCAAAGCAAAGUUAAAAAUCGUCGCGUCGCACACUAUCGAGUACAUCGCGUUUUUAUACGUCCUAAAUAACUUAGUACUUAGCACCGGCGUAACUCACCGAAUUUUACCGCGCGCUUAAGACGAAAAGAGCAAAGCGUCCUAACGUGGCACUUUUAUACACGUGCAAUGCACUUGGCAACGAUGCAACUCACCGAAUUUUAUCACGCGUUUAAAGUUUAAAACGAGAAGAGCAAGAACGAUCUAGCGAGCAAAAAACGAACACCGAACCAACCGAUCACGUCAAUUAUCCCCACACAAACACACACAACGAACCGACCCUACUGACGAAAAAAUGAUCCAUUACCGAACACUGCACAAGCCUUUGAUUAGACCGGAGACUUAAAAAAAAAUGAAAACGCAAAUUAACUCUUGCAAAAACUCAGAAUAAAAGCUUUACAAAGCUACCAUUUGUUUGUAACACGAAAACUAACAUUACAUUGAUUUUUCUUUUUCUGAAUUUACAAAAUCUUUAGAUUUAGAAAUUUUUACGAUUUUUCAUAUUCAUCGAUGAACGUCAAAAGAAACACGAAACUAGUUUUAAUCUAAACUUUCAAUGAACACCCCAACAAAAGCUCUGAUAUUUUCGAAAUAUCUGUGUAGUAUAGAAAAAAAAAAUCACUACAUUGAUAUUCAGAACUAAAGCGAUUUAGUGUUAUUCAUUUCCGUAAUAGGAGGUAAAAAGUACCUGUCAAAUUUAAAAUUCACUGUUUAAAAAAUUUAGGUAACAUAAAUGCUUCGAAAAUCCGAAAUUGGGAAAAUGGCGACAAUAAAACAAAAAACUCUUUUUUUUGCUGUAGUGAUAUUGAAAAUUUGCCGACCAAACUCACUAUCCUAUUCGCCCCGCCCCCCUCCCCCCAACACACACACACACACACACACACACACACACACACACACACACACACACACACACACACACACACACACACAACCUCUACAUUAUCGUCUAAAUAAAAACAAAACCACUUAGCUGAAAUCCACGGUGCCGUUUUCCAAUCUGUCACCAGCAUUUACACCGUACAAAAAUCCUAUUGGAAAAGCUCCUGUCAUCAUUCUGACCCCAUAUCACGUGCAAUGUUGCAUUCAACUAUUAGAACACAACGCUCUUCAAGUAACGCCAGUUACACCCGUUACAAACUUUAUGAGCUUUUUCUCACAAGCCCUUGAACAAAAGCCUGUAUAACCGGUUCUUCUUUUCGACGCCAUUUACAAUAUGCACUUUUCUUCCGGCACAACACAAACAUUUAUAGCGCAGAAAAACCACCGAAUCACAAAAUUCAAUUAGAAAUUGCACUUUCCCCAUCGACAACCAAUCACCGUGCGACCGGACAACUACUUUAAAAGAUUUAACUGUACGUAUUUCACCAGAAAUAAGUAAAAUUGCGGAACCGACUCGAGAUAAACGAUGUAUGCUUGGCAAUGUUGCCAGCUUCUUCAGUGGCGUGUUCUGAAAAGUUAGGGAAAAAAACUAACCCACAAACACACAUACAUACAUACAUACAUGAACAAAACACGCUUAUAAAUAUUACAUAUUAGUUAUUUUUUUGAAAUAACGAUUCUUUUUUAUACGUAUAAAAACUUGAGAGAGCAUUGUUGUGUGCGCGCAAGUGUAGUUUGGGCGUAAUUUUUUUUAACUUUUACAAAGAAAUAAUCAGAAAAAAGCCAGGCUUCUAUCUUAGCCACCGAAAGUUUUUAGAAAACAAAACGCAUCAGGAAAUUCAAAGAAAUUGAUGUCUAUUAUGGUUAAACACUAAUCCAAAUCUGGUGGUAAAAUCAACAGCAGAAAAAUUCGAAAACACAGUGAGUAGUUAUAUUUUUAUAUCCAGUAAGCAGAAGCAGAAAAUAUACCUAUAUAUGAAUGGAAUUUACUGUACGUUGUUCAAUUAAAACGAAGAGAAACACUAAGUAAUAUAAAAGCUGUAUUCGCCUUGUUGUUAAGAAAUGCUAUUGAAUAUUAUAGAAAAACUAGAAAACGAAACAGUUGAAAACAUUAACAAACUAGCAUUUGCAAGUUACUGACGAGUCCUCCAGAGACUUGAAGGCAUCGUAAAAAGUGAGACAGAUUGGAUAUCACGAGGGACUCCUCAAUAUAGAAGAGGACAUUGAAAAACAUCAUAUUUAUAUCUUAUUAUUGUUAGAUAUAACUGAAACGGAGAAGAGGCGAGAUGUGUUUGUAAAAAUAUUAACGAAUUUAAUCGACGGUAGAACAGCGCAAAAGUAUAAGUAAGUGAAGGAAGAAUGCAGGAACCAUCAUAACGCCAUAAGACUCUGGUAAUUUUGUAGGCGAGCAAAAAUGCUUAGUUUAAAUUUUGUUUGUUUGAAGGUUUGUCUUUUGUUAGAUUUCCUUUUUUCAAAUUCAAAGACUGUUCGAAAUUAUUUUAAAACAGUUUGAGGGUUCUUGGAAAAUAUUUUUGAUUUGAUACUUUCAAUUUUUUUUAUUUAAGCUUUUAGUGUUAAAAGAUGUGUAAAUUCGGAAUUAUUUGUAAUUUCUCGAUCAUUGGUUUUCGAUUUGAUUUCUUUGCUUGACUUUGUAUUCAAAAUAUUGAUUAUUUUCCAAUAAUUAUCAGGUUUCAUCAAUUUUACAAAGACGGAUAAAUCUUCAAACCAGCAAAAAAAGUUCUACUUGUGUGUGAUUAGUUAAACUAGAUUAACUCCUUGUGCUAUUUAUUUCCUCGUUUAGUUUAGGUAUUCAAAAAUAUGUUUAUAAUUUAAACGCACUUAUUGCUUCAAGCAUUUUUUGUAUAUCAGUAACGCCCAUUCCAACUAAAAAACGAUUUGUAAGAACAAACUGACUCGAACCAACUCCCAAAAAUGGCUCUUUUCUUUUCAUUUUUUUACCCAAAAGUAAGUUUACCAGUAGCAAAGCAUAUCAUGCGACCCUUCGAAAGCAUCAAUUGAAUUACAUACCUACCAUUGUUAGGAAAAUCUUUCGAACAAACAAAAUCCAUAGAAAGAAAAAUUGGAAACAUUUCUAAGACUGAUGAACUCCUCACCAAUUUGAGAGUCGCACUCAAAGUUUACAGGCAUAGUAAAACAAAAAAAAACUACCUACCAAUGAAACGCGGAAGUCUUUCUCCAAAAAAUGAAACAGAAUUGAUUGUUUUCUUUUAGUUUUCGAUCAUUUUUUUAACAGCUAAUAUAUCAAAACUGGUUGAACAAGACUUGAAUGCAACGAUAAGAAUUUUGUCAAUAAGAAAAAACUAAACUAAAAUAAUAACUUCCUGAGAUAGAAAGAAAAAAAACCUAAACACUUUUGAAACAGAUGAGACCUAAAACUAAACCUAGCAGAGCGGAAGAAAAAGAAAAAGCUUAAGCAAAGCAAAACGUACAGAUCAGUGUUACUAAGUAAAUUGUAAGUUGCCGAAAAUUUAAAAAAAAAACAAACAUACCUACAAAUGUUGAAAUUUAUCACCUCUAGGCUAAAACAGAACAAAACAAAAAUGUAUAAUUAACAGAUAACAAGUUGAUUUGAAUGUCAUAACGCUAACCUGAUGAAAGUAAGAGCAAGAAAUAUUACGAAAAAACUAUUUUAAAAGCAGGUAAACUCAAUCAUUUACUAUUAUGUAUUAAUUUUGUAUAUUGAAUUUGAAUAGAAGAAGUACUGCGAACAAAACGUGUGUAACCUAAAGACCUGUUUCGACACCUACCUAAUUACAUUACUAUUUUACAAAGUUAGACGAAACUCCAACACAAAUUGAAGUGAGAGAAUCCACAACUGCAGAGCUCCUACCAUUACUUUUUUCACAACUCAUUUUUUUUUUUUAAACAUACUUAUCAAUAAGUUUUCUAGAAACAAAAUGUAUCAUUUCUCAUCUGCUCUAGUAAUCAUAAACCUCCAACAUACAUUAUUGCAGUUGUAUUUUUGUCUCAUCAUUUUUAUUGUUUUCUGGAAAAUCAAAUUAUUAAUGCGCGUGUGCGUGCGCGCGCCUAAUAAUUUAUGUCCUCGGCUCGUCGGUGGAAUCGGUGAUUUUUGCCGAAAGUUAAGAAAAAUUAAACCUGCGUGGAGUGAAAGAGGACAGGCAGGCAGGCAGAUCAUGGUUUUGAUAAGAUAUACAUAUAUUUAAAAUAUAAACAUUUCUUAUUUGA
This is a messenger RNA of Uranotaenia lowii, 6915 nucleotides long. It is a transcript of the gene Galphai, whose product is annotated as G protein alpha i subunit. NCBI's taxonomy places the organism in Eukaryota, Metazoa, Arthropoda, Insecta, Diptera, Culicidae. The coding region runs from base 703 to 1764 and encodes 353 amino acids. Gene Ontology annotation, biological process: adenylate cyclase-modulating G protein-coupled receptor signaling pathway. The record is from RefSeq and is a predicted model, not a curated record. The transcript is spliced from 6 exons. Gene Ontology annotation, molecular function: GTP binding; G-protein beta/gamma-subunit complex binding; GTPase activity. Gene Ontology annotation, cellular component: heterotrimeric G-protein complex.